AUGGACCCUUGCCCGGAUUUCUGUUCAAAUAAUCUCUUUUGCUCAACGCGGGCCGUCUUGACCACUUUUCACAUGUGAAUACGUACACUUCCCAUCGACCUUUUGGGGUCUAUUGGUGAUCUUUAGCUCCUCUUCUUAAGUCGUUCCGAUAUGGUACAGCGUGAUGGCUGACCCCGAACAUCGCCGGAAUAUAGCUCGAUAAUCUCAUCCUUGUUCACGUUUCUCUUCCCUUGUCCCCUUCUGCCUCGAGCUCCCUCCAUCUAACGCGACCAUGGUGUUUGCGGAAGUGCUUCGAUUACAGACCGACCAGCAGACAUGUUCCUUUCCGGCCUGUUUGGAGCCUCUUCGAGGUCUCUGAGACAAAAGACAACGUCUUCCAAAAAUCGCAACCCGAGGCAGUCGUCACCCUCGUUAUCGACAUCAGAAGAAUCAUCGUCAGAGUUGCCGUCGCAGUCGCAGUCACACUUACAGUCAUACGACAGCCCCCAGAAGUCGAGGUAUAUCGUUGAUGAGUCCCAAAUUGAGCCAAUAGCUCCGCUACCGCACGAUAUCCUUAGCUUGAAUAACGACCUGGAGAGGUUAUCAUCUCUGUUUCCAGACAUACAAAUAGAAGUAUUCCGCGAGAUGCUCUCCCAACUAUCCGACGAGUCAAAAUUGUUCGUAAUUACAGACAUGCUGCUAAAGAAUCCCCAUCUCUAUGUCAAAGGCCGCCGGCGCACCGUGGAUCAGCAAACAGAACAGAAGUCCUCAAUCCCCAAAACCGAAGCCUUCAGGACGUCUGAAUACAAGACCGCCGUUCAAAGGUUAGCCUUCCGAGAAUUCAAAGGCUUAUCUAGGUCGACCAUCAACGCCGUGCUUUCCGAAUCGAACUACUCUUACCUUGACGCACGUCCAACCCUGGUGGACAUUUCGUCGAAAUCAUGGAAAUUUACCUUCUCGUCCCUAAUACUUGGCCGGAAGCCUGUGACAUCAUCUGAGGCCAAAACACAUCCCUUAAUUUCUUGGAGAACAUCCGAGGAUGGUUCGCUAGUGCCUUCAGUGAGAGCGACGGGGAAUGCCGAGCUCGAUCGAGAGUUAUUUGAUGAGCUCAUAUUACCCCUUAAGACGCUUGAAAAAGAUACAAGGGAAAAGACCGAUCGUGCUCUGGCAUUGUCUUUACAGACAAAAGAAGCCGAGGCCUGUGAAGCUACGUAUGAAUGUGCCUGUUGUUACACGGAUGUCGUCUUUGAGGAGAUGACAACUUGUAGUGCUGAGGGUCACAUGGUCUGCUUCCGCUGCGUUCAGCAGUCUAUAACAGAGGCUGUCUUCGGUCAAGGUUGGCAACGUAGUAUACAUAAGGAUACAGGCGCAUUGCGAUGUCCUGCUGUCUGCUCCACUUUCUGUGAAGGUUGUAUCUCUUCGGAUCACAUUCGGCGAGCAAUGGACGGAACUGAGAAGGGGGCUGAGAUAGUAGAGAAACUCGAUCAACGCCUAGCGGAGCAUUGCCUUCUCGCCAGUGGAUUACCGUUAAUUCGGUGUCCCUUCUGCAAUUAUGCGGAAGUCGAUGAACUAUAUAUGCCAGCUAAUACCCGCCCUCCCAGGUUUCGUUUGACCGGGCUUCCGAAUGCGACCGCUAUCGUGCUCGUUGUUCUCUUCUCCCCGGUCUCGGUGUUGUUACUUAGCGCCAUUCUGAUCUCUCUAUUUCUAGCCCUGAAUGGUUCGUUCAGAUUGUUCGUUUCUCAACAGUUCGCCGCAGCUCUGAGUCGUUCUCACCGCCGGCGUCGUGGGCCGAGAUUUGUUUGCCAAAACCCAGACUGUGGGCGUGCGUCCUGUAUGUCAUGUUCAAAAGCGUGGGUAGACAUUCACCUAUGUCACGAGUCAUCUCUCAUCGCCUUGCGCACGCAAGUUGAACAGGCCAUGUCCAUGGCAAUCAAGCGUGUGUGUCCGCGCUGCAACACGUGCUUCGUGAAAACAGAAGGAUGCAACAAGUUGACUUGUCCCUGUGGUUACAAAAUGUGUUAUGUAUGCCGCAAGGAUAUUGGAGCUCCGAAUGAGGGCUACCGACACUUUUGUCAACACUUUCGGCCUGAGGGGGAUGGUAGGAAGUGUACGCAGUGCGACAGAUGCAAUCUCUGGGAAACAGAGAAUACGGACGCUAUCUUGCGACAAGCCAAGGCGGAUGCAGAGCGGAGAUGGAAGAAGACAGAACGCCGCGAACUUUCAAAUGCGGAGAAGGCGUACCUCGAAAGUGGCGCCGGCCACGGUAAUGGGCUGAGCUUUGCUGGCAGAGAGAAGGGGGUUCUUGGCUCUGGCCUUUCUGGUUGCAGAAUUCCGACCCUGGAAGAGAUUUGUGAUUUCGUUGUUGACAACUUCGUCGCUUAGUUGUGUCGUGAGACAUGUUAUGGGGUUUACAGUAGCCAGGCGAGACUGGGGUUUGUUUAUCUGGGGCUAAUACUCAGUCCACAGGACACCAUUUCCUUAUUAUUCAUUAUCCUGUUAGAUGGAAGCUGUGGUAUACACAUUGCAUUGCAUUGGUUGGGCGUUGGCAGAUUGGAGUAUACCCAAGAAGAACGCUUUGUCAUUAUUUUGGUUCUUCAUGACAAGAUUCAGAGGAUGGUCUGGUAUGGUUUGGAUCAAACUACGUACGAUGUAAGCACCUAGGUUAGGUAACCCCUAUGUGUUUAUGAAUGUAACACAGACGAUCCCAGGCAGCCAGAGCAGCAUUAUGCAUGCAGCAUCUAUCCAUAUCUUAUACAUGAUUGUAAUGUAGGAGUAGCUCCUAUGGUGGCAACUUAUCUCGCUCCAUAUGUUCAAUAAUCCUGUAAGUGUGUUCUCUGGGCCACGACGCUUGCAAGUACGUGUACGUCAAAUAUAUUGCACUGUUCGUCUUAAUUCCGAGAAUGUCGGGCAAAGGGCGUGCUAGGGUUCUAGGUCAUUGCCGCGUAUGAAUUAUCUAGGAUCGUCCUCAAGUUAAUAAGCAAAAUGGUGC
Messenger RNA from Xylaria bambusicola, 2968 nucleotides. RefSeq lists its product as uncharacterized. The coding region runs from base 316 to 2361 and encodes 681 amino acids. The transcript has a single exon. Lineage: Eukaryota; Fungi; Ascomycota; Sordariomycetes; Xylariales; Xylariaceae. The record is from RefSeq and is a predicted model, not a curated record.